Messenger RNA from Hyaloperonospora brassicae, 555 nucleotides. The record is from the annotation of a GenBank genome assembly. NCBI's taxonomy places the organism in Eukaryota, Oomycota, Peronosporomycetes, Peronosporales, Peronosporaceae.
AUGGCCGCGUCGCACGCCACCACCUUUUCGUCAUCAGUUGCUCUUGUCGCCGCCUCGUCCACAACUAUCGACGGACGGCGUCGAUUCGACCGCCAAGACCCCUGCGAUAUCAGUGUGCACCGUGCCUGGGUGGCUCUUAUUGUGAACGAGUUUUGCUUGCUCAUCAGCCGUGGAGCGCCCGUGCGUUUGGCCGUGAACGAGUCAGACGCGUCCGCGUCGUUCGUAGCACAGGCCACGAGUACGCAACGCGGCUUUCUGCAGGCUGUAGUGGUGGACCGCCUUCGCUUUGGCGACUUUGUUGGCAUGGACCUCAUGUUGUCCCAGUGGGAACGCUACUCACUGUACCAUUCGGCCAUUGACUGGAGGAUGGAGUCCCUGGACGUGAUUCAGCCGGUUGAGUCUCGAGACCUGACGGCCGCUGCUGAGUGCGACGACGACGGACCGCUUGUGGUCUCGAUCACUGCGACUUUGCGCGUGCAGUUUUCGCAACGCACGAUCGAGAAUGUGUUUCCGCACGUGAUGGGACACAGAGCGUUGACGCGAUUACUCAUUUGA